GAUCCCUUAGAUACAAAUUGGUCAUUUUGAAAGGUAAAAUGGAUUGAUAAGCUGUAUUCUGGCAUAAAACAGUACUGGAUCGUGAAGAUCAAGAAAUUUGUAUUGUAAUGAUAUUUGAAAAACCCGCGCAGCGCAUUGGAUAGUUGAUGCUCACUUGACACUCCGCGGAUGAAUAUUUCAUUUUGUUGACAACUACUUGGCGUUGUUUCGCCGCGAUCUUCAGCUGUUUAGCUAGAAGAUUUUGAAAACAACUUCUCUCUCACACAAGUACAUGGCAGCAAAUCGAUGACUUCUGUGUCGAAAAGAGAUAACCAACCUUUUGAUUCUUGACAGCCCCUUGGCAACGUGCUCUGUUUCGGCGUCGCUUUCCAUGAAAACUCUGGAAAGUAUGGAUUCUACUCCAAAGUCAUCUAAAGGUCGCAAGCUACCAUCUCCUAAUGGACAAAACCCAAAAAUGCCCGUGAAUAGUGGAAGAAGUUACACCAGGCAUGACAAACAAGAGGAAGCGGUGGGUGAGAUGGACGUGCUUAGUGCAUAUGUACCAGAUCCUGAGGAGCCUCCAACCAGGGAUGUGACGAGCCAAUCCAAAUCUGGUGUGGCUUAUUUAACAGAGAACCUGAUCAAGAGAUUAACAAAAGAAGAGAAUAUUUCCCAAGUAACAUCUUUACAUGUAACAUUAGGAAAGGACCUCAACAAGAAAAUUAAGUACAUUGAAAACUUGGAAAGUCUUAGGAAACUUAUUUAUUUGAACCUGAACAACCACAUGAUUGAAAAGAUAGAAAAGCUGGAUCAUUUAACGCCUCUCAGAGAACUUCACUUGGCCAACAACUGUAUUUCAAAGAUAGAAGGUGUUGACUGUCUGGUACAUCUGACUGUUUUGAAUCUAAAUGGGAACUUGAUUGAAACUUUACCAGCUCCUGUUUUCAAGAAGCUUAGAGAACUACAGGCUUUUCAUAUCGCAAAUAACAGACUUGCAAGUCAUGUUGAGGUUACCAAACUGAGGCCUCUUCAAGAUCUGAACAAUUUUUCCAUGGAAGGCAAUCCAAUGGCAGACAUGGAACACAGUCAUUUGUUUGUGAUUUUUCAGCUGAGGUCUCUGAAUUAUUUAGAUGGAAAGAAGAUUUCUGAUGAAGACAGACAAAUGGCUGACAAACGAUAUGCUCAAGAGGAGGUCAGAAGACUGGAGGGUGAAAUCAACAGGCACAAAAAAGAAUAUGAAGUACUCUUGGAAGAAAAUUGCCAAGCCCUUGAGGAGUUACAACAGCUGAAGAAGUUGAACUCUGAACAGAAAACUCACAACUUGGAUCAAUCACAGAAAAUUAAAGAGUAUCAGAGACAGCUUGAAGCCAAGGAAGAAUUGUUAGCCAGCAAGACCUCUGAACUUUCAAAAGCUUGUGAAAAGCAGUUCAAGUUGGAACAGGAACUUGCAUUUUAUAAGUUGGAUGCCAAGUUUGAACACCUUGGGAUGCUGCCACUCCCAGAGGGAGUUGAGUUUGGAGAUGGUGAAGAAGAUGAAAGCCCAUACAUUGGGAAAGCUCGGUUUAAACCAAACAAAUUUGCCAGGAAAACCGAUAUUAUGAGUGGUGAACAGCAUGCCCAGAUGACAACGCUACACUCAAGACCAAGUGAUAAGUAUGAUGACCAGAAUAAGCAGGUUCAGCAAGAAAUACAUGAUGCUUUGGUGCAAGAUUUGGAAGACAAAGAGAGAGCAAUAAAACAAGCCGAGGAUGUUCUUGCGCAGUUGACUGAUCAGCUAAACAGGAGAAAAGCUCAGCUAAGGGAUGCAGGAGAUAAGCUUACAAUGCUUCAACAGGCCAUCAAUGAUCAGGCACAUUUGUUAGGAGAUGAAGAAAGAAAACUUAUUGAUGCUAUUGCAGAUAAGAAAAACUAUAUACGACAACUUCAAGAAGUCGCGAAAGAGUUGGAGGAGCGCUUGAAAAACAUAUCAGAUGAAUUGAAACAGAGAGAGGCUGAGACCGAGAAGCUGAGACAGACCAUCAGAAAUACGCCCCCCAGUGACCCUGCAUACUCUCACCUUCAGGCUCGUUUGGCGGCAAAAGAGAAGCAGUUACUUGAGUUGAAAGAUGAAUAUAGCAAACUGAAACAAGACAAUGACAGAGCGAGGGAAAGAUUACAGGAAGAGAUAGCUGCUGUCAAACAGCUAGAAGCACAGUUGGCUGCACUGAGAAGAGAGAAUGGUGACCAAGGUAAGCUAAAAGAAGAACUGAAGAACAUCAUCGAUGAUUUGAAUGACAACUUGAACUCUAUGAAGCAGCAAGUCGCUCAGCAAGCGAAACAGAUCAGCCAGCUUCAACGUGAGAAGGAUGCACUGGGACAGCGAUUGAGGGACAUGCAAGGACAAGCGGCUAACAACAAACUACUGAAAGAUAACCUGGCUAAACUACAGCAACAACUGAAAUUGACUGAGGAUGCAUUGGAACGAGAGAGAAAGAACUGUGAGGCUUUGCGCCGGCGAUUAUCCAGUGCUGAAUCACAGGCAGCCCAAGGAUCUACUCUGGAGCCAAUGUUCACUGAAACAAAAAACAGACUGCAGCAAGCAGAAGCAGAAGUCGCCCGGCUACAGAAUGCACUAAAUAAGCUAAAACAACAACUACAGGAUGAUCGCAGAGCUGCAGACGACAGGUUAAAGAAAGAACAAGAGAAGGUUGACAGAGCUUUACAAGCUGCAAGGAAUGCCGGAGAUAAGGACAGACAAGUGAAAGAUUUGGCUGCACAAAUUGAAAAUUUAUCGGCGGACAAUGCGUCUCUUGCCCAGCGCUUGAGAGACGCAGAAGAUGAACUGAGCGGUCUUGACAACUUACUUGACAAAGAAGAAGUAUUGGAGAGGCUCGGUGAACUAAGAAAUGAUAUCAACAGGAGACGAAGUGCUGUCCGUGAACCGUUCAGUGAUCAGGAUGACCUGGGGCGAGCUCUAGCAGAACUUCACCGUAAAUACCUGGACCUUAUGAGGGAUAUGGAGAGAGAGCGACGAAAACAGCCUGAUGGAGAGGUUGAAGGUUUACAGGCUAGACUACAAGAUGCCGAAAGAGCUCUGAAGCAAGCAAGGGACAAAGCUUCACAGCUUGCAGGAGACAAAGAAGAUAGAGACAACAAGUUAAGAAGAAUGUCAGACGAACUAAAGAAACUGAAAGACAAACUUGCAAGACAAGAGAGAAUGGAGGAUGAGAUUGAAAGAGAGAAAGCAAAACAUGCUAAAGAGAUGUCUGGACUGGAGAAACAAAUAGCUCAGUUAAAGGAUCAGCUUGACAAAGCUAGAUAUGGCUUGCAGGAUCAUUUGGCCAGCGCCAGAGCUCCACUUCAAGCCAAGAUAGCAGACAUGAAAGACGACAUGGAACAUCUACAGGACAAAUUUAACAAAGUGAAAGCAGAAAAUGAGCGGCUGAAAGGAGCCAUCGCAGAAGCUGAACAAGGUAGAAUAGAGCUAGAGGACAGACUGGCAGAUAUGAUGAACAAACUGAGGGAGGCCCGGGCACAAGCUGAGGCAAUGAAUGAGAGAUGCGAGCGGCAAAAGCAAGCUUUAGAAGCUAAAGUGAAAGCUCUUGAGAACGAACUCGAAAGAGCCCGGAGUCGGUUGAAUUCACUGCGAGCUCAAGCGGAUGAAAAGCUGCAAGCAGAAAAAAAGAAUGCGGCUGCAAAGAUCGGCGGUUUGGAGGACGAAAUUGACGAUUUAAAGGAACGACUUAAAAAUCUGAAGCACAAGGCUGGACGUGAGUUGGACGAAAUAAGAGAUGCUGGCGAAAGAAAGAUUCACCAUCUGGAAAAAAAGAUGGCUGAUUUGCGACAUCAGCUAGAAGACGAUCGGGCUCGAGCUGACGCACAGCUUAGAAGAGCUGAAAGUAAAGAAGCAGGGCUACAGAGUCUGCUGGGAGAAACUGAAGCUAAGUUGAAGAGAUCCAAUGACCAAAGUCAGGAACAACAAGCCAGGCUUUGGGACUUGGAGAACCAGAUUGAGGGUCUGAGAAACACUCUGAAAGAUGCCGAAACAAAGGCAUUAAAGGAUAAGUUAGACAAGGAACUUGAAGCUGUUAAAGCGGAGCGAAUGAGAGCUGCGAUACAAGCAGCGGCUGAUAAACAGCUGGCUGAUGCACAACAACAGGUUGCUUCACUUCAAUCUAUGCUCGAUUCGAAAGACAGGCAGCUUCAAGAGGAACUGAAACGUGGGACGCAAAAUUCAGCCGACAUAGCUGCUCAGCGAGCAGCGAUUAAAAACUUGGCAUCAGCUUUGGCCGAACAGAACCAGGAACUAGAACGACUGAAGGACGAUUUGUUGGAGAUGUCACGUGCCCCAGUCCAACUGCAAUACUAUCAUCAUCCGGACCUCAGCCUUUCCGCCUUAGCAAACGAAGUCGAGGCUCUGCGAGCAGCUUUGUUACAAAGAGAGCAACAAGUACAGAGCCUCACUCGACCAAUACCACUUCCGGCGAGUCCACCCUUCACCACUUCCGGCUUGGUUACCACGCCUGGGCACAUGAAUCCACCGUUUACCACUUCCGGCUUGAUAACCACGUCUGGGUUAACAACAACGCAGACGUACUUACCAGUGAGCGGGGUGGCCCCAGCUGUUGUUGAGGGACCAUCAAAUGUAGUAACUAUCUCUCGAUCAGCACCCGUCAUGACUCCCAUGGUUACAACCACUAGUGGCCUGGGUACAAACAGCUAUGUGGCCUAUCCCGGACAAGUUCAUCACCAUCAUUAUUUUUCACAGUCAACUGGUCGAGGUAGGGUAAAACCAUUGACAGUGACAACUUCCUCACACCUCUCCCCUGAGGUGGUAACAGCUAGCACAGUAGCAGACCCUGUCACAUCACCUGUCCACCAUCAUCAUUACAAUGACGUCACUGGGGGAAAUGGUGACGCGAGGAAGAAAAAGAAAAGGAAAACCAAAAAACCACAAGAUGAAGUACUAUUUUGUAAUUUUCCAAAUCACGAAGGCCUGGAGUACGAAUGUGGGAGAUUGGAAGGUCUUUUGACUUCGUCGCAGCAGGCGCAGAAACUUCAGGAUCAACGGGACUCGCUUCGAAUGGAUUUGAAAGAAUUGGAACACGAGGUGGAAGAUUCCUUAAAACGACGAGCGACUGCUAGACAAUCACAACGACAUUCAUUAGAUGCGAACCUAGCGGCAGGAACUAGGAGAGUUUACAUUAUGAGAACUGUGGACGAAGAAGAUGAAGAAAACUUCCCACUAAAAUAUCUUCAGCAAAGCUCUGGCGUUGAAAUGGAGCCUGUUCAGUUGUCGUCCGUUAAUCAAAUGGAUGAUAACACCCAAGAGGCAUCCUGGGAAAAGCGGCUGAGUGACCUGGCUCGAUUUGAAGGUCUGCUGCAGAAAAGGAAAACAGAACUACAACAGAUGGACGCUGUACUGAUGGAGCGAAGGCGCGAACUGGACGACGUUGUGCAAAAACGUAAGAUGGCCGAGGGACGCCUGAGGCGGGCAGAAGAGGAUGCUGGUAUUAUUGAGCAACGCGCAGCGGAGACCUCGGUCGAGUUAAUCCGCGCAGGAAAUCAGCUGAUUAACUUGGAGAUUAAAGAAAAGGCUCUGAAUGAACAACAAAAACAAAUAAACAAAGCUAUCGAAGCCAAAGAACGAGAGUUAAAGGAAACUGAGAACUCGUGCGCUAUCGUUCGACACAAUAUUGAUAAACUGAACAAGGAACUAGCAAGUAAAAUGGAAGAUCUUGAAAAGAAAGAGAGUGUGUUGAAAGACGUGGAAACAAGAACUCAACUUUCACUCAGGAUAGAGGAACUACAGAAGCUGAUAGCGCAAACAGAAACAGAAGAGAGACAUCAGUCAGAUAAGUACGUCAGAGCGUUAAAGGAGGGUGAAAAAGCUUUGGAAGAAAAAACCACGCAGCUUGCCAGAACAAGGAAUGAACUUCAAACUCAAAUGAUACAAUUCCAUGAACUGAACAGUAAGAUAAACAAACUCAGGACAGAACUAAAAGAAAUUGAAGAAAACAUCAAGAAAGGAAAACUUGAAGCUGAGAGGCUUUCACAGAGAAAAGAAGAACAGAGAAGAAUCCAGGAUCUUAAUGUUCAGGAAGCCGAGGAAAAACUUAUAGAAGUUAACAACGCAAGAAAUGAAUCGAUGGAAGCUCUUAAAAGCCAUCGGGAGGAGUUUGGUCUGUUGAGAAACAAAAUUCACCAGAGUAUGAGCAAGAUUAAAGAAUACGAAGAAUUGAAGAAACAGAAAGAA
Molecule: messenger RNA, 6214 nt
Organism: Pocillopora damicornis (cauliflower coral)
Lineage: Eukaryota; Metazoa; Cnidaria; Anthozoa; Scleractinia; Pocilloporidae
Molecular function (GO): protein binding
Source: RefSeq, a predicted model, not a curated record